Cynocephalus volans (Philippine flying lemur) is the source of this 1047-nucleotide messenger RNA. It is a transcript of the gene ARL6, whose product is annotated as ADP ribosylation factor like GTPase 6. The transcript has 8 exons. Gene Ontology annotation, molecular function: GTP binding; GTPase activity. Lineage: Eukaryota; Metazoa; Chordata; Mammalia; Dermoptera; Cynocephalidae. Gene Ontology annotation, biological process: cilium assembly; vesicle-mediated transport; protein localization to cilium. The record is from RefSeq and is a predicted model, not a curated record. Gene Ontology annotation, cellular component: axoneme; cytoplasm. The coding region runs from base 183 to 743 and encodes 186 amino acids.
GCUCUGCCUCGGAUGCUCUGGUUGCGGCAGAGGCUGCCGGUUCCCCCGACUGGUAGAGAGUGCUUUGCUCCGGACCGGGAAUUCUAACUCUGGGGACUCAGAGAAGAAGGCUGAGGGGGCCCCGCACCAGAUCCCCAUCCCAGAGACGGAUACGACUGGUUUGUAAAUAUUUGAAUCAUAUUAUGGGAUUGCUAGACAGACUUUCAGGCUUGCUUGGCUUAAAGAAGAAGGAGGUUCAUGUUUUGUGCCUUGGGCUGGAUAAUAGUGGCAAAACAACAAUCAUUAACAAACUGAAACCUUCAAAUGCUCAGUCUCAAGAUGUAGUUCCAACAAUAGGAUUCAGCAUAGAGAAAUUCAGAUCAUCCAGUUUGUCUUUUACAGUAUUUGACAUGUCAGGUCAAGGAAGAUACAGAAAUCUCUGGGAACACUAUUAUAAAGAAGGACAAGCCAUUAUUUUUGUCAUUGAUAGUAGUGACAAAUUAAGAAUGGUUGUGGCCAAAGAAGAACUUGAUACUCUUUUGAGUCAUCCAGAUAUUAAACACCGUCGAAUUCCAAUCUUAUUCUUCGCAAACAAAAUGGAUCUUAGAGAUGCAGUUACAUCUGUAAAAGUGUCCCAAUUGUUGUGUCUAGAGAACAUCAAGGAUAAACCGUGGCAUAUUUGUGCUAGUGAUGCCAUAAAAGGAGAAGGAUUGCAAGAAGGUGUAGACUGGCUUCAAGAUCAGAUCCAGGCUGUGAAGACAUGAAAAGAUAGUAUUUGGAAACCUCAGCAAUUUCUAAUUCAAGGAAUACAUCUAAGGCAAAUUGAAUACUUUAAAUUUUUAAAAAUAUAUUUGUACAUCUAAGAAUACUUUAUAAUCUUCUGCUUGCAUUUAUGGACUCUGAAUGAACUUUUUAAGAACAUAGGACUUCAGAUAUGCUUAUCUGGUUAUUAUAUGAAAACUAUGUUUACCCUCAAAAGGGCUCCCUAGAAUUAUCAACUUAUUGGUAGGUGUCUACAUUUGAUUAUAAUUAGAAUGUUUAAAAGUCAGAGUUAUAAGCCAUCUCAAU